CAAUUUCAUAUUCAAGAAGAAAUAAAAGAAGGCAAAAGAACCCAUCCAUAUACAUUACUUAUAAGCAAGAGAAAGGGUGUGAUGUGUAAUCUUCUUUUCUUUCCCCUCCAUCAUUCACUUAGAAACAAUCAAUCAAAAUGCCAAAAGGUUACUCAAUCUCUGACACAAAGAAAUGGACCGAUUUCAAGGUCAUCGAUUUCGAUCUCAAACCAGAAACUGAUGAUGACGUAACUGUUGCCAUUCAAUACUGUGGUAUUUGCGGUUCUGAUUUGCACACAAUCAACGGAGGAUGGGGUGAACUUUCAGUUCCAGCAGUCAUUCCAGGUCACGAAAUCGUUGGAAAGGUUACACAAGUCGGCAAGAACGUCAAAGACAUCAAAGUUGGCGAUCGUGUCGGUGUUGGUGCUCAAGUUGGUUCAUGCAUGAACUGUUCUUCUUGCAACACAAACUUUGAGAACUACUGCUUGGGAGACGGUAAAGCAGGUUGCGUUGACACUUACAACUCAAAGUACGCUGACGGCCACCCUGCUCAAGGUGGUUACUCAACCGCAAUCCGUGCACACGAACGUUUCGUUUUCCCACUCCCAGAUGCUAUCAAAUCCGAAGAUGCUGCAAGUAUGUUCUGUGCCGGUUUGACUGUUUACUCACCACUCUUGCGUAACGGUUGCGGCCCAGGCAAGAAUGUUGCAGUUGUUGGUUUGGGCGGUUUGGGUCACUAUGCCGUCUUGUUUGCCGCUGCAAUGGGCGCAGACGUUACAGUCAUUUCUCAUUCACCAAAGAAGAAGCAAGAUGCACUCAAAAUGGGAGCAAAAGAAUUCGUUGCAACAGGUGAAAAUGAACAAUGGUACACAGAAUACGGAAUGAAGAAGAAACCAUUCGAUAUCAUUAUCAACACUGCUUCUUCAAGUGCUUUGGACUUGACCGCUCUAGUCAAGACAUGUGCAGUCUACGGUAACAUUGUCAUGUGCGGUAUGCCAGAAGAUGCAUGGAAGCUCCGUUCUCAACAUUUGGCAGGAAACGGUGCUGGUAUUCAAGGAAGCCACAUCGGAUCAAAGGAAGAUGUGAAGAAGAUGUUGGCUUUGGCAGCCGAGAAGAACAUCAAACCUUGGAUCGAAGUUUUGGACAUGAAAGAAUGCCCUGGUGCUCUUACACGUGUUCACGAUAACGAUAUCCGUUACCGUUUCGUCCUCAAGCAAGAUUUGGAGCCAGUUGCUUAAGAGUGAAUGUAUGUUCAUUAUCAAAACUUGUCAAUUCAAUUCCAUUUUUUCACGUGUGAUAUUAUAAGUACAGAUUGCCGAAAAUUGCAUCUAUUGCUCCUUCCUUACCGGAUCGAUGCCUCUACUCUCAAGUUCUUUUUGUAUCGCUUGUCCUACU
Messenger RNA from Meira miltonrushii, 1374 nucleotides. Its product is annotated as GroES-like protein. Gene Ontology annotation, biological process: alcohol metabolic process. The transcript has a single exon. NCBI's taxonomy places the organism in Eukaryota, Fungi, Basidiomycota, Exobasidiomycetes, Exobasidiales, Brachybasidiaceae. The record is from RefSeq and is a predicted model, not a curated record. Gene Ontology annotation, molecular function: zinc ion binding; alcohol dehydrogenase (NADP+) activity. The coding region runs from base 138 to 1217 and encodes 359 amino acids.